AUGGAUAAUAACUUAAAUGAAACAUAUAUAACUCUUGAUGGGUAUGUGGAAGUUCACAAAAACAGAUAUCUUUAUUUUAUGAUCAUGUUUACAGCGUAUAGUCUAAUACUUUGCAUUAAUUCCACUGUUGUGUCUCUCAUUGUGAUUCACAAAAACCUCCAUGAGCCCAUGUACAUUUUCAUUGCAGCCUUGUUACUGAACUCUGUUCUUCUCAGCACUUCUCUAUACCCAAAGCUGUUGAUUGAUGUCUUAUCUGAAAAACAGAUAAUAUCCUAUUCAGCCUGUCUCUUUCAGUGGCAUGGAUAUUUCUAUCUAACCUUUUCAGAAAUUUCUUUGUUGGCAGUUAUGGCCUAUGACAGAUAUGUGUCUAUAUGUAAACCUCUGCAGUAUCCAACUAUCAUGAGAAAAUCAAAGAUCUGCUUUUUCCUGGUUUUAGCUUGGCUUCUUCCUGCUUGUGUGAUUUCAUUACCAGUUAGCCUGAGUGCUAAUGCUAAACUCUGUAAAUUUACUUAUAAAGGAAUCAUUUGUGGUACUGGGAUUCUCAAACUUCACUGUGUGACUUCAAGAGUUAUAUACAUAUAUGGAUUUGUUGUUUUGGUAAUUUUUAAUACUUUACCUGUGCUUUUCAUACUUUUUACCUAUACUAGGAUAUUUAUAGUAUGCUAUAGAAGUAGUGGAGUAGUCAGGAGAAAAGCUGUACAGACCUGUUUACCUCACCUGCUCAUUCUAAUCAACUUUACCUGUUUCAUGGGAGUUGACGUAAUUCUGUCUAGAUUGGAUAUAGAUUUUCCCAAAACUGUACGUUUAAUAACAACCUUACAAGUAAUUUUGUACAGUCCGCUCUUUAAUCCAAUCAUAUUUGGACUAAAAAUGAAAAAGAUUUCUAAACAUGUCAAGAGGUUGUUUUGUCCAGGUAAAACUGUCUAA
Monopterus albus (swamp eel) is the source of this 927-nucleotide messenger RNA. Its product is annotated as olfactory receptor 10AG1-like. Gene Ontology annotation, biological process: detection of chemical stimulus involved in sensory perception of smell; G protein-coupled receptor signaling pathway. Bases 1 to 927 code for a protein of 308 amino acids. The record is from RefSeq and is a predicted model, not a curated record. NCBI's taxonomy places the organism in Eukaryota, Metazoa, Chordata, Actinopteri, Synbranchiformes, Synbranchidae. Gene Ontology annotation, molecular function: odorant binding; G protein-coupled receptor activity; olfactory receptor activity. The transcript has a single exon. Gene Ontology annotation, cellular component: membrane.